Molecule: messenger RNA, 2670 nt
Organism: Funneliformis geosporum
Lineage: Eukaryota; Fungi; Glomeromycota; Glomeromycetes; Glomerales; Glomeraceae
Source: the annotation of a GenBank genome assembly
AUGUCUUCUCCUCGCGAACAACUUUUACAAACCUUAGCAGAAGCAGCUUCACAACAGCCGGAGCGAAUAAAAGUUGCUGAGACACAGCUUAAACAGUGGGAGGUGGCUCCAGAAUUUUACUCUACAUUACUGGAUAUUAUCAAUGACAAGACUAUUGAUGUUAAUGUCCGAUUCUUUGGAGUUAUAUUUUUCAAAAAUGGCAUAGAUAAAUACUGGCGUAAAACUGCAAAAAACGCUAUCAACCCUGAAGAAAAGGCAAAGAUUAGAAAUCAAAUUUUAUCUUUUAUGGACGAAAGUCAUAAUCAGCUUGCAAUUCAAAAUGCCGUUCUAGUCUCUAAAGUAGCCCGCUAUGAUUUUCCUAACGAUUGUAUUUAUGUAGAGCAUACCAAUCGGUUCUUCAAUAUGAUUUCAACUUCCAAUGAUAUUGGAAAUGCAAUGGACUUAGAAACAUCAUUAAUUGCAUUGAAAUCUAUUAGACGUUUAAUUGUUCACGGUUUUCAAGAUAUUAGCAGGGUUGAUGAGACUAAGGCAUUCUUUGUUUUAGCUUUUGAUCAUUUACAAAAGUUUUAUACUUUAAGGAAUUCGUUUCAGGAUACAUCAUCCCCAAUUUUUAAACUUUUAGAUUCCAAAGUUAACCUAAUUGGGAAAUUUUAUGUUGAAUUACAAAGAUUGCGUCCCGUUUCUUUUAUAAUGACUCCAGGAUCUAGCGAUGUAAUUAAGUAUUAUUGGCAAUUGCUUGUUAUACAUAGUAAAUCAUACGAAACAGAAAUGGAAAAACAACAAUAUGGUACAGAAAAGAUUUUGAUUCAAGCCUUAUUACUAUUAAAAGGCAUCAUAAGAAAGUCUAGUUAUAAUCAAGAUAUCAAAGAAAGUAAGGAACGUCUUUCCGACGCAAUUAAGAUUUUAGAGGAACAAAUACUGACGCCGAGCUUUGUCGAAUCAUUGGCCGAAUUAUUGAUCUCAAGCUAUCUAAUUUUGAGGAAAGAAGAUUUGAUAAUGUGGGAAGAAGAUCCAGAAGGUUGGGUUAAUUUUGAUGAGACAGACCACUGGGAGUAUCAUAUAAGACCUUGUGCUGAAAAGGUCUUUACAGAUUUAAUAACACAAUAUCGUGAUCUUUUAUCAUCAAAAAUGUUGGAAUUGCUCGGAAAUGCCGCAUUAUCUCAAUCAAACAAUCUGUUUGUUAAAGAUGCUAUUUAUUGUGCAGUGGGAUUAGGUUCUCACGAAUUAUACGACGUGCUUGAUUUCGAUUCUUGGCUUGUUAAUAAUUUAUUGAUUGAAGCAGCGAAUAACGAUCCAAGUUUCAAAAUUAUUCGUCGUCGCAUUGCAUGGGUGAUUGGAAGAUGGGUAUGUGUUAAAUUAUCAAAAGAAAAUCGACCCCGAGUUUACGACGUUAUGUCAUAUUUAAUAAACCCGGAAGAGGAUUUGGUCGUUAGAAUGACUGCUGCAAUCAACUUGAGGAACGAAUGGGAUUUUGAUUCGGACGGAUUUGUUCUAUAUCUUGACCGUGCAAUCACUUUAUUAACGCGUUUAAUUGGAGAGAUUGCACCCUUCUCUGAGAAGAUUACAAACUUAUUGCCAACGUUAUGGCAAGUAGCUCAAAAUGAAUAUUUAUUCAAACCAGCUAUUCUAGUGAUAUUGACAAAACUUGUGCAGGCCUUGUGGGAACAGUCUAUAAGUCUUCAUGAAUUUAUAAUACCAAUAAUUCAAUACAGCGUUAGUACAAACACUGAAGAACACGUAUAUCUUUUAGAAGAUGGAUUGGACCUUUGGUUGGCAAUUCUUGAAAAUACCGUUGAAUGUACACCAUCAUUAUUUAACCUUGUUCCCAUGGCUAUUGGAUUGUUAGAAUUUGGAUCUGAUACACUUAAAAAAGUACUUUGGAUUAUUGAGAGUUACAUUCUUUUAGUACCUGAAAUGAUCGUACAGUCAUAUGCAAUUCCUAUUAUGAGCGCAUUUACUCAAUUAUUGGGAGAUUUAAAACCCGAAGCGUGUCGUGCUAUCAUUCAUGUUAUUGACAUUGCUUUGCAAGCUUGUCCUUUUGAAUUAUUAAAAGAAUCAAUUAUUAACACAGGACUUCUUGUAAAACUGCUUAAUUCCAUACUUUCGGUCAACGAGGAAAAUCCUUACGUCCUUGUAGGUUAUGUCUCAAUAUUAGCUAGGAUUAUCAUUAAUGAUCUAGGAUUUUUUUUACAUUUCAUCACAAUUGCCAGUCAACAAUAUAAUAUUCAACAACAAAAUUUAUUAGAGAAAGUCUUGGAAACAUGGUUAGAUAAGUUUGAUAAUAUUGGACAUCCUAAACAACGGAAAUUAAGUGCGAUGGCUUUCGCGACAUUGAUUUCUACAACAAAUCCCACUAUUUUAAGUUUAUUAGCUCAAUUUAUUGGGGUUUGGUGUGAUGUGUUGAGUGAAGUUAAAGAAUCCGGCGGUGGAGAUGCAUUGGUUUAUUGGCAAGAAGAAUAUGUAGGGAAGAAUGAAAUAGAUGAUAGCGAUGCAUCACCUGAGACUAAACGAAAACGAGUUCUUUUACAACGGGAUCCUAUUCAUACUACCAAUCUAAUUCAAUUCAUUAAUUUAAAGAUUGGUGAGUGUGAAGCGCUUAAUGGAGGGUCAGAAAUGUUUAGACAAAAUUAUUUAAGUCGAGUUGAUAAUACUUUAUUAGAUCAAUUAAAA